AUAGAGCAGGUGAGCCAGCUGGCAGCUCUGGUCCAGGCUCAGUUGGAGUAUCACAGCCGAGCAGCAGAAAUCCUGCAGCAGCUCUCCAGCAAGAUGGAGGACAGGAUAAAGGAAGUGUCCAGUAAACCCAGGAAGGAGUACGCUCCCAAACCCCGCCUGACCCUGGAGCUGCUGCCCCCCAGUCAGAGCCACAACGGGGGGAUACACUCGGCCAAAUCCCCCGGAAGAUCACCCGCCCCCAUGGACCAGCCCUGCUGCCGAGCACUCUACGACUUCGAGCCAGAGAACGAGGGCGAGCUGGGCUUCAAAGAGGGCGACGUCAUCACCCUGACCAAUCAGAUCGACGACAACUGGUACGAAGGCAUGACACACGGCCAGUCGGGCUUCUUUCCCAUCAACUACGUGGAUAUCCUGGUGCCGCUCCCUCAUUAGGACGUGGCAGUGACCUGCCCCCCCCCCCUCGUCCAAUCCAGAACAAAACAGCCUGUAUUUGUAUAAUAGACAAACCACGUCCCUCUUCUUCUUCUGUGCUUCUGUGCCAUCCUGCUUUCACAAAGUGGACCGAACCGAGAGAAGAGCCUGAGGUGGGGUGGACGAGAAGAGACAAGGCGGCAGGACGGUGAUUGGAGGAGAAGGGGGGGGGGGRGGGGUAUUAGGUUGAGAGUUGCAGGAGAGAGCGAUUGAGACAACGAAGAGAUGAUGAUCGUUCACAGCACAUUCCUCGACCGCGCAGCGAUGGAAACCAACGAGACUUACAAAUAAGACACGGUGUUUACGUUGGUGCAUGAUUGUGUCUGUGUGUGUUUCCACUUGUUUCUCUGUCACGAUCAAACCAGCACAAACUCCUGCUCGUCACUUCAACCGCCUGACAGGUUUCCUUCCAUCCAGUGAUUCUGUCUUUUCUACCAUGACUUGCCUUCCUGUGCUUUUCAAGAAAUGUCCCAGAAAUGGACAUUCCCUCCUUCCUUCCUUCCUUCCCUCCUUCCUUCCUUGCCUCCUCUCUUGGCUAGCACUGCCUUUUAGCAUGGCUCCAAACUGAAUAGAAACCACUAACCCAUGAGCUGCAGGCGGUCAUCAGACCCUCUGUUUGUAGAGGAUAUCUCGUACUCUUUCUCAUGCUUCUUCUAACGUACUUGUUCUCUGCCUCUCUGAGUCGAUUCUCGUCUCGGUGGCUGAAUGCAUGAAGCAGCCAAAGGUUUGAGCGACGGUGAAGUUUAGUUAGAGUGUGUCUGUGGAGUGAAGCCGUAUCUGCAAUAAGUGGAUUUUUCCCAGAUGAGAAUUAUCGUCUUGAAAUGAUCUCGUGGACGUUCAUUCAACACGUCAGCUCAAUUAAAGAGAAGGAAACCUCUGGGUUUCACGGUUUACCCGACAGCAGCGAUAUGCUAACACAACCAGUUGCACUGAACAGGACCCUUCUCCAGGUUAUUGUAUUUUCAACUUGUUUCAGUGUUCAGAGGAAAAGAUGCUUGUUUUUUCUUUCCGUGCUAAAUCCAGUAUUUUUUGUGUAUUGUGUGGAGUCGUCUUCUUCGUGGCUUUUGCAUGCAGGACUGCGUGAACAGUGGUAGCUGCUCUUAUCAUCUUCACUCCAGAACCCAAGUUCCUUGAGUGUUCAACCUUGUUCCUUUUCACUGCCUUGCAAAAGGGCACUUGAGUCGUUGACGAUCUUCCACUGCCACGACCAACUGGGAAAACCCACAUACAGGACGACCUACUGCUCAUUUCUUUUUUAAUUUCUUUGUCAGCGUCUUUACUUCUGAUGAAUAUUCAACAACCCACAUGUGGAAACCCCAAAGUUCUCUGAAGUUCAGGACAUUUUUCUUGAAACAUUAGCGUCACUAGAAUUUAGAGUCCUGGUAAAAUUUUGAAACCUCCAGGUUUGUGUUUUAGUCUGGACAAACAGAAACUGAGACC
Molecule: messenger RNA, 1911 nt
Organism: Paralichthys olivaceus (Japanese flounder)
Lineage: Eukaryota; Metazoa; Chordata; Actinopteri; Pleuronectiformes; Paralichthyidae
Source: RefSeq, a predicted model, not a curated record